Molecule: messenger RNA, 495 nt
Organism: Dreissena polymorpha
Lineage: Eukaryota; Metazoa; Mollusca; Bivalvia; Myida; Dreissenidae
Product: neurocan core protein-like
Exons: 2
Coding region: 27-323 (98 amino acids)
Source: RefSeq, a predicted model, not a curated record
UUGAAUGUGGAGGUCAUGUGGUCACUAUGGAAUCGUCAGAAGAAGAUCAAUCGGUGUCUGGUACAAUGAAUUCGUUUCAGGCAAAAGGCAUUCCCUUUCCUGAAGACAAAGGUGUAUACUGGUUAGGCAUACACGUCAAGGCAGAUAAACGAGUCCUCCGAGUUCAUGACAACGCGACGGUGACGUACACAAACUUCGGGACAAACCAGCCGGAUAGUGACGGCGCUGAAGAGUGCAUCGUAGUCUCGAAUUACUUUACCGGGAAGUGGUCGGAUGUUCCGUGCAGCGCACAAUAUUUCACAGUGUGCGAAGUGGAAUCUUAACUCGCCUCUUUUUGUGUUGACAUUUGUUUGUCAGAUCAUGACGUACUUUGAAGAUUUGAAAGUGAAAUAAGAACUGAUAUAAACAUAUCCGAAACUAUUACUUAAUGUCGUGGAUCUUUAUUUAUUUUGUUAACACUAUACCACGACAUUGUCACCCUAUUGUAUUUUACUC